AUGGCCCGUUGCGGGCACCGCAUCAAGAUCAGCGCCAAUGGCAAGUCUGUGUAUGCCAAGGUGGUGGACGAGUGUGACUCCGUCUAUGGCUGCGACGAAGACCACAACUACGAGCCCCCGUGUGCUAACAACAUCGUUGACGCCUCUCCUGCGGUGUGGAAUGCCUUGGGGCUCGACCAGAACGUCGGCAUGGAGGGCAUCACCUGGUCUGAUGAGUAG
Messenger RNA from Triticum turgidum subsp. durum (durum wheat), 219 nucleotides. NCBI's taxonomy places the organism in Eukaryota, Viridiplantae, Streptophyta, Magnoliopsida, Poales, Poaceae. The record is from the annotation of a GenBank genome assembly.